AGGUUUCAGUAGCGGCGCCGAGCGCAAGCUAGGAACACGAGGGCAAGAGUCGCAGCUCAAGCCGUCCCAGUGCAGUGUACCCGGGCACUAGCCUGCUUGCAGCCCCAGGAUUAGCCGGAGGACGAGUCCUCAGCGCGGCCGCCGCCCAGCCGCCCUCACCUGGAUUACCUACCGCGGCAUUUGCACCGUAGCUAGAGAGAAGGUGAAGCGGGAGGAGAGACCCGAGCAGAGCCUGUCUAAAUUUUCAGCGACCCCCUCCGGCGGGCGGACGCGCGGGAAAGCGGCGUCCCAAAGAACCGAGCCAGCGUCGGGGCCGGCGGGUGGAAAGAGCGACGCCCCAGGGGAUGGCAGCCGCAUCCCCGAGCGCCUCGGGCUGGGUGCUAUUGCUGCUGGUGGCACUUUGGCAGCAGCGUGCUGCUGGCUCCGGAGUCUUCCAGUUGCAGCUGCAGGAGUUUGCCAACGAGAGAGGCGUCCUGGCCAGCGGGCGGCCCUGCGAGCCCAACUGCCGAACCUUCUUCCGCGUCUGCCUUAAGCACUUCCAAGCCAUCGUCUCGCCCGGGCCCUGCACUUUCGGCAGCGUCUCAACGCCUGUGUUGGGCACCAACUCCUUUGCCGUCGGGGACGACAGUAGCGGCGGAGGACACAACCCUCUCCAGUUGCCCUUCAAUUUCACCUGGCCGGGUACCUUCUCACUCAUCAUCGAAGCUUGGCACGCUCCGGGAGACGACCUGCGGCCAGAGGCCUUGCCACCAGACGCGCUCAUCAGCAAGAUCACCAUCCAGGGCUCCUUAGCUGUGGGCCAGAACUGGUUACGGGAGGAGCAGACCAGCCCUCUCACAAGGCUGCGCUACUCUUACCGGGUCAUCUGCAGUGACAACUACUAUGGGGACAGCUGCUCACGUCUAUGCAAGGAUCGAGAUGACCACUUCGGCCACUACAAGUGCCAGCCAGAUGGCAACCUGUCCUGCCUGCCUGGCUGGACGGGGGAGUACUGCCAACAUCCUGUCUGUCUUUCUGGCUGUCACGAGCAGAAUGGCUACUGCAGCAAGCCAGCAGAGUGCAUCUGCCGCCCAGGCUGGCAGGGUCGCCUGUGCAAUGAAUGUAUCCCCCACAAUGGCUGUCGCCAUGGCACCUGCAGCAUCCCCUGGGAAUGUAACUGUGAUGAGGGCUGGGGAGGCCUGUUCUGUGACCAAGAUCUCAACUACUGUACCCACCAUUCCCCGUGCAAGAAUGGAGCAACGUGUUCCAAUAGUGGGCAGCGGAGCUACACCUGCACCUGUCGCCCAGGCUACACUGGUGUGGACUGUGAACUGGAGCUCAGCAAGUGUGACAGCAACCCCUGUCGCAAUGGAGGCAGCUGUAAGGACCAGGAGGACAGCUACCGCUGCUUUUGUCCCCCAGGCUAUUACGGCCUGCACUGUGAACACAGCACCUUGAGCUGCGCUGACUCUCCCUGCUUCAAUGGGGGCUCCUGCCGGGAGCGCAACCAGGGCGCCAGCUAUGCCUGCGAAUGUCCCCCCAACUUCACUGGUUCCAACUGUGAGAAGAAAGUGGACAGGUGCACCAGCAAUCCCUGUGCCAAUGGGGGCCAGUGCCUGAUCCGAGGUCCAAACCGCAUAUGCCGCUGCCGCCCUGGAUUCACAGGCACGCACUGUGAAAGCCACAUCAACGACUGUGCCCGCAACCCUUGUGCCCAUGGUGGCACUUGCCAUGAGCUAGAGAAAGGGCUCAUGUGCACCUGCCCGGCUGGCUUCUCUGGCCAGCACUGCGAAGUGCGGCUCUUCGGUGACGCCUGUAAUUCGGGACCCUGCUUCAACGGGGCCACCUGCUACCCUGGCCUCUCCCCGGACAACUUCGUCUGCAACUGCCCCUAUGGCUUUGUGGGCAGCCGCUGCGAGUUCCCUAUGAGCAUGCCUCCCAGCUUCCCCUGGGUGGCUAUCUCCCUGGGUGUGGGGCUGGUGGUUGUGCUGGUGUUGCUGGGCAUGGUGGCCGUGGCUGUGAGGCAGCUGCGACUUCGUCGGCCAGACUAUGGCAGCAGGGAAGCCAUGAACAACCUGUCGGACUUCCAAAAGGACAACCUGAUCCCGGCCGCCCAACUUAAAAACACAAACCAGAAGAAAGAGCUGGAAGUGGACUGUGAUCUGGACAAGUCCAAUUGUGGCAAACAGCAAAAUCACACGCUGGACUAUAAUCUGGCCCCAGGACCCCUGGGGCCGGGGACCAUGCUGGGAAAGUAUUCCCACAGUGACAAGAGCUUAGGGGAGAAGGCGCCACUGCGGUUACACAGUGAAAAGCCAGAGUGUCGGAUAUCAGCGAUAUGUUCCCCCAGGGACUCCAUGUACCAGUCUGUGUGUUUGAUAUCAGAGGAGAGGAACGAAUGUGUCAUUGCCACGGAGGUAUAAGACAGGAACCUCUCCAGGACAUCCCAGCUUUGCCCCAGCAGCUGGACCUUCCUUCUGCAUUGUUUACAUUGCAUCCUGGAUGGGACUGUAAUAUGCAACGUGCUGCUCUCAGGAGGAAGAGGGAAUGGCAUGAACUGGACAGACUGUGAACUUGCCAACAGAUGUAGUACCCUUCCACACCUUUGGGUGUCUGUCUGGCAUCAGAUUGGCAGCCCUGCCAGGCAGGGGAACAGAGGACAGGAGAGAUGCCACUUGGACCUGCCCGGCCAACAGUGGCCCUCGGAGGACUCCUCGGGGGCCCUGGCCUGUUUUCCACAGGGAGUGGCAGUGGCCCUGUGGGGUCUGGAGCUGCUGUGGCCUCCACUGGCAUCUGUGUUUCCAAAAGUGCCUUUGACCCAGGCUCUAUGGUGAAAGCUGGGUCCAAAUCAGAGAGGAGAGAAGAGGCCAGUAAGGGGCAGGGCCAUCUGUGAGCCAGGAAGCCAUUGGGUGAGGCUCUUGGCAGGAGUUGCCCUGCAAGUGAGGUGAGCGCCCGAAAGGGGAGGAGCACUUUCUGCCCCGUGCCUCCAACUGCUGCAUGUGGGCCUUGCUCAUACCCCCCAGCCUCUCCCUGGCUAGGCCCGCUGGACCAGAAGGUUGGUUAGCCUUACCUGGCUUCCACAGCCCCUGGCUUUGGGUGCCUCUGGGCUCCUGGGAACAGACAGGAUGAGGGCCUGCCCCUUCUGCCAGUGAGGGGCAUCAGGCCUAAGUCAGGAGCUCAGGGCAGUUCUGUCGGAAAUUUCACUGAGGGAGAAAUGGUGCCGUCACGACCAAGGCCUUUUCCUCCCUCGAACUUAUUCCUACAGCCUCAAGCCUGGGCUCUGCCCAAGCCCACUACUGCCCCCAGACCACCUUUGAAGCCGAUCUUCAGAAAUCAAUAAUAUGAGUUUUUAUUUUGUUUGUUUUUUGUAGUUUAUUUUGGAGUCAAGUAUUGCAAUAAUUUAAGAAUCAGAAGCACUGACCUUUCUACAUUUUAUAACAUUAUUUUGUAUAUAAUGUGUAUUUAUAAUAUGGAACA
Messenger RNA from Condylura cristata (star-nosed mole), 3456 nucleotides. RefSeq names its product delta-like 4 (Drosophila) (gene DLL4). NCBI's taxonomy places the organism in Eukaryota, Metazoa, Chordata, Mammalia, Eulipotyphla, Talpidae. The record is from RefSeq and is a predicted model, not a curated record. Gene Ontology annotation, molecular function: calcium ion binding. The transcript has 11 exons. Gene Ontology annotation, cellular component: protein-containing complex; plasma membrane. Gene Ontology annotation, biological process: establishment or maintenance of epithelial cell apical/basal polarity; cell communication; Notch signaling pathway. Bases 345 to 2402 code for a protein of 685 amino acids.